Messenger RNA from Dromiciops gliroides (monito del monte), 331 nucleotides. RefSeq names its product transmembrane protein 14A-like. The record is from RefSeq and is a predicted model, not a curated record. Lineage: Eukaryota; Metazoa; Chordata; Mammalia; Microbiotheria; Microbiotheriidae. Gene Ontology annotation, cellular component: mitochondrial membrane. Gene Ontology annotation, biological process: regulation of heme biosynthetic process. Bases 1 to 306 code for a protein of 101 amino acids. The transcript has a single exon.
AUGAGUAUUGACUGGAUUGGUUUUGGAUAUGCUAGCGUAGUAAUAUUUGGAGGCAUUUUGGGAUAUCAUCACAAAGGAAGCAUUGUAUCUUUGGUUGCUGGUCUUUUCUUUGGCUUGUUGUCGGGUUAUGGAGCCCACCGUGUCUCCCGUGACCCCCGAGAUAUCAAAGUGUCACUACUCAUGACCUUUUUUCUGACCAUGAUGAUGGGCAUGAGGUUCAAGAGAUCUAAGAAACUCAUGCCAGCAGGGAUUGUGGCUGGCCUAAGCCUCUUGAUGAUUCUGAGACUCGUCUUGAUGCUCACAUGAGAAUCCUCAGCUGCCAAGGACAUAA